Rosa chinensis is the source of this 1725-nucleotide messenger RNA. RefSeq names its product UDP-glucose 6-dehydrogenase 1. Bases 521 to 1159 code for a protein of 212 amino acids. Gene Ontology annotation, biological process: glycosaminoglycan biosynthetic process. NCBI's taxonomy places the organism in Eukaryota, Viridiplantae, Streptophyta, Magnoliopsida, Rosales, Rosaceae. The record is from RefSeq and is a predicted model, not a curated record. Gene Ontology annotation, cellular component: cytosol; nucleus. Gene Ontology annotation, molecular function: UDP-glucose 6-dehydrogenase activity; NAD binding. The transcript is spliced from 2 exons.
CUUUACUUCCAAGGAAAAACUCCAUAAAUCCUAGACACACUAGAAUAGUUUACCCAAAGCCUUCAGAAGUAAAGAAUCCAAAACAGACAAGGAAUUAGAUAUUGAGCCGCAAUCCUAACAGGUUUCCCUGCAAUUUCUCUUCUUGUUUUGUUGCUGCUAUCUAAUACAUUCUAUUAAUUCUUAGGCAUGAGCACUGGAACUAUGAAUUAUAUGGGUGAAGAUGUCAAUGAAGAUUUGGAUCAGGUUUCCCAUAUCUUUUGUUUUGGUGUGAGUUAUGCUGGGAUUUUGAGUAUGCGGUAAUGGCCCAGUAUCACCCGGAGAUUAUGUUCAAGAUUGUAGAUAUGGAUCACGGUUUGAUUAAGAAAUGGGAAGGGGGUGAAGUACUAUUCUAUGAGCCUGAGUUUGAGGAGUUGAUUGGUAAUGUUAGGGGUAAGAACUUGUUCUUUUGUUAAGAAAUGAAUGCAGCCAGUAAUGAGGCUGCUAUUGUCUUUGUUGCUGUGGAUGUACCCGUUGGUCCAGAAUGCCGUUUGGACUGAGUGAUUGGGAUGAUGCUAUUCAAAAGAUAAUAGAAGCGUCCACUACCAGAAAGCUUUCGAUAAUAGUUGAGAAGUCUAUGCCUUUCAAUCUACGUGACUGGAUUGAGGAUAUUAUACGAUACCGAAAUCCACAGGGCUUGAAGUUUUCAGUAUUAUCAAAUCCUGACUUCAUUUCACAAGGGACAGCAGUACGAGAGUUGAAAGACCCGAAGAGGGUGGUUAUUGCGAAAAAUCAUGGCCAUGGAGAGGAUGUGCUUAGGUUACAACAACUUUAUCCUCAAUAUGUUCCUGUAGAAAGGAUUCUAAUUGCUGAUGAUCACAAGACUGUUGAGAUGGGGAAACUUUGGAGUAGUGUAUAUCCUGCCAUGACGCACACAUUUGGGAAUGUGAUGCCUAGCAUUUGUGGUAGCAUAGGUGCUGAUUCAAAUGAUGUGAGAAGAAAUAUUGGAUGUGCAGAUUCUGAAAGCUAUAUGGGUGCUUCUAUUGGCUUUGGAGGACCAGUAAUCCAGGAUAUUUCUUAUUUGAAGUCUGUUCUACACCGUGAUGGAUUGAAGUUGGAGUCAGACAUGCUUAAUCAGAUCAUCAAGUUGAAAGAGGACAAAGAGAAGAGAAGAGGUUUGUAAUGUUGACGUUAAAUAAAAUGAUUUCUGUGACAGGGCAGACAAUUGCUGUGUUUGGUUUCUCAUAUAAAAAGGACACAGACGAUAUAAGAAAUUUGCCCGCAAUUUACGUAUGUAAAGCUCUCUUGGAAGAAGGCUCAAAGGUUAGGAUUUUUUAUCCUAGAGUGAAUGAGAACAAGAUCAGGAAUUGUAUUGAUUCUAAAGUGAAAAAGAACAAAAUCAGGAAUCGUUUUCCAAAAACAGUUGGUUCAAAACUGUGUGUUUGUACCGCAAUGCGCGAAGCAUGGUCAAAGGAAAUGAAAGGCUAUGUAUAGAGAAAUGGGAUGAAUUUCAACAGAUUGAUUUUGAAGCUAUGUAUAGAGAAAUGAAAGGCUGCCCACGAUUCAUGUUUGUGGGUUGCGAAUCAGGGUUAGACUGCAAUCGUAUUUAGACCCUCAGAUUGGAGCUCUAGGUGGAUGGAAGGCAUUUUGUAUGAUAGUUGGCUUUAAAGUAGUACUGUUACUUACAGUUUGUAAAGUUCUGUUCCCUGUUAUUGCAUGUUCUUGUCAAUUAAUUGAAAGUUUAAUGUC